Messenger RNA from Durusdinium trenchii, 3642 nucleotides. The record is from the annotation of a GenBank genome assembly. Lineage: Eukaryota; Dinophyceae; Suessiales; Symbiodiniaceae.
AUGGGAGAUUUCAAUCAGAACAUCGAUGUCUCCGAGAUCUACGAGCCACCGAAGGAGCUUAGUGCGAAUGCUCAUGUGAAGUCUAUGGCUGAGUACGAGGCAAUGUACAAGGCAAGUAUCGAAGAUCCAGAGAGCUUCUGGGGUGAAAUGGCCAAAGAGUUCUACUGGCAGACACCUUUCGAGAAGGUGGGUCCAGAGUUCAACUUUGAUCGGACUAAGGGUCCAGUGUCUGUGAAAUGGUUCUUGGGAGGCAAGACCAACCUCUCAUACAACUGCCUGGACAGAAUCAUUCAACAAGGACAUGGAUCACGGGUUGCAAUCUACCAUGAGUGCAAUGAUGUUGAAGAUCAACAUGCCUCGUUCACAUAUGACGACUUGCUGAAGAAGGUUUGCCGAUUAGCCAAUGCUUUGAAAGCGGAGGGGGUGAAGAAGGGCGAUCGAGUCUCCAUUUAUUUGCCAAUGGUUGUAGAGCUGCCUGCGGCAAUGUUGGCUUGUGCUCGAAUCGGUGCUGUGCACUCUGUGGUCUUUGGUGGCUUUUCCUCCGAGAGUUUGGCCGGACGCAUUUUGGAUGCUCAGAGCAGCAUGGUCAUUACAGCCGAUGGCGUGAUGCGUGGAGCAAAGCCGGUGCAACUCAAGGCAAUCACAGACAAGGCUUGUGAAAUUACGCAGAAGGAUGGCUUUCAGGUCCGCCGAGUCAUAUGCGUAGGCCGCCUCAAGGGCACUUCGUUUGAGCCGCAGACCAAAUAUGAUUGGGUAGAAGGCAGAGAUGUUUGGUACAAAGAGUUGGUUCAGAGCCAGUCAGAAACCUGCGACUGUGAGUGGAUGGACAGUGAGGAUCCUCUAUUCAUGCUGUACACCUCAGGGAGCACUGGCAAGCCCAAAGGCGUUUUGCACACGACCGGUGGCUACAUGCUGGGAUCCUUUGCCACAACGAAGUAUACUUUUGAUUACCACCCGGAGGACGUCUACUUUUGUACAGCGGACUGUGGGUGGAUCACAGGACAUUCAUAUGUCACGUAUGGCCCAAUGCUCAAUGCAGCGACGCAGGUGCUUUUUGAAGGAGUUCCCACUUUCCCGGAGGUGGAUCGCUUUUGGAAAGUCUGCGAGAAGUACAAGGUGAGUAUUUUCUACACUGCUCCAACAGCGAUUCGAUCCCUGAUGAAGUCCGGAGAUCAGCCGGUGACUCGCAACGACUUGUCGAGCCUCAGGCUCUUGGGCACAGUGGGCGAGCCCAUCAAUCCUGAGGCUUGGAGGUGGUACCAUCGAGUGGUAGGUGGCAGCCGCUGUGCCAUUGCUGACACCUAUUGGCAGACUGAGACGGGUAGCCACCUCAUCACACCUUUGGUGGGUGCCAUGACAUGCAAGCCAGGUUCGGCAAGUUUGCCCUUUUUUGGAGUGGAAACGGCCAUUUUGGAUGAGAACGGGAAGGAGUUGUCGGGCGAGUGCAGUGGCCGCCUGGUGCUGAAGCGGCCGGUUCCGAGUAUGAUGCGUACAGUUCAUGGUGAUCAUCAGCGCUUUGAGGAGACGUAUUUCUCACAGUUCAACGGCUAUUACUUCACUGGCGAUGGUUGCAAGCGUGACAAGGACGGCUUCUAUUGGUUGACCGGGCGGAUGGACGAUGUCAUCAACGUCUCCGGGCAUCGGAUCGGCACUGCAGAGGUGGAAUCUGCUUUGGUGGCACAUGCCAAGGUGGCUGAAGCGGCCGUGGUGGGCUUUCCGCAUGAAGUGAAAGGUGAAGGCAUUUGGUGUUGUGUCACACUGAACGAGGGCGAAGCCUACGACGAUAGCCUCAAGGCAGAGCUGAAGAAACAGGUCCGGGAAGUCAUCGGUGCCUUCGCCGCCCCGGACGAGAUCCACUGGGCACCGGGCUUGCCAAAGACCCGCAGCGGGAAAAUCAUGCGCCGGGUCCUCCGGAAGUUGGCCUUGCCCGACUACGACACCCAGGAUUUGGGUGAUACUUCCACCUUGGCGGACCCAGCAGUGGUCGAUGUCUUGACAGAAACGGCUCAGAGGUAUGAGUCGGAGAAAGUCCAAAGUGAGGUUGAGAUAGCAGACGUCAAAGACAUGCUCAAUGCCAAGAGGACGGAGGAGGAGCGUGAGACGCGGCGCCGUGACCGGCUUGAGAGUGAGCUCAUUGAGCUUCGGCAAAACAUGGAGGCGAGAGACCGUGUGCUGCGCCAGGUGAAGGCGGAGAUCAAGCAACAGGAGGAGGUGAAGGCCGCGACCGAGAUGCAGCUCAACAUGCAGCGGCAGAUCAUAGAGAACAAGAAGCAGGAAGAGGCCAACUGGCAGCGACAGAUUGGCGAUUUGAAGCGUCAGAAGCAGGAAGGCAGUGACGCGAAGAAAAGACUGUUGGAGGAGAACAAAGACCUUGACAAGGAGUUGAAAGAGAAGCAUGAGGAGAUCCGCACCUGCACGGCCGAGCGAGACAAGACGAAGAAAGCCUUGGAUGUGUUAAAGCGUCGAAAGGCUUUGGAUGACGAAGCAAGACACGAAAUGAACCUCGCCAAGGCCGUGCUCAAGACUGAAACGGAGAACUUGAUUCGUGAGAUCGACAUGCUCAAGAAGCAAGCCGAAAGCGAUAGCAAGACCAUCACCGACAUUUUGCGGGAUAGAGAGUCCCUGAAUCGAGCUCUCAUUCGCUGUGACGACCGCACCAAAGAUCAAACCAAAAAGGUGAAGAGCCAUGAUGAAGAAGCCCAACAGCUAGAAAGGGAUGUGGAAGAUAUCAAGCUGGAUGUGACAGACGCCAUCAAGAAGGCCUACAAACUCGAUAAGACACGGGAGAAGUAUGGCUUGGAGUGCUCCUUAGCCAACAGCAAGUACAUGUCUGCUUUGGAGGAGCUCAAAAACCGCGAUAACAAAAUCUCUGAGCUCAAAAAGAACUUUGCAGAUGUGAAGGCAAAGUUGGCACAGCAGAAGCAGCUCUAUGAGGCUGUCCGCACCGAUAGAAACUUGUACUCCAAGAAGCUCGUGGAGUCACAGGACGAGAUUGCUGAGAUGAAGCGCAAGUUCAAGAUCAUGUCCCACCAAAUUGAGCAGUUGAAAGAGGAGAUCAAAGAGAAGGAGGAGCGUCUCAAGAGGGGGCAUCAUGCUCACAACAGAAUGCAGAAAGAGUGCGAAUUCUUUAAAGACCAGAUGGAGAGGGCAAAGCGGCGGCAGCAAAGCCUCAACAGCCACAAGGACACGCAGCAGGCCGAGAUCAAAAAGCUGGAGUCGAGGAUACUGGAGGAGGAGGAUCGACGAAAGCAACAAAAGAAGAAAUAUGAAGAAACGAUCAGUGAGAGAGAUGUGCUUGGCACCCAGCUGAUCCAUCGAAACGAUGAGCUGGCGCUUCAGUACGAGAAGAUAAAGAUCCAGCAGCGUACGCUACAGAAUGGAGAGCUUACUUACAAGCAACGCUUGGAGGAGUCUCGUGCACUUUCCAUCAAGCUAGCGCAGCUGAAACGAGAGUUGCACAUUGGCAAGCAGCAGGUGCUGAACAUUGAUGACCUCAAGCGAGAGGUCUUCCAGCUUCAGCGUGAGUUGCUUCAAGAAAGAACGAAGGCAAAGCAUUCUGUUUUUCUGCAUCGAGGAGCUGGAAAACCCGAUGAAUGUGCACCGCUGGAGAAAGCUGGAAGGCUCCGAUCCAAGCACAUAUGA